This is a messenger RNA of Penicillium griseofulvum, 4185 nucleotides long. RefSeq names its product Transcription factor. Gene Ontology annotation, molecular function: zinc ion binding; DNA-binding transcription factor activity, RNA polymerase II-specific; DNA binding. NCBI's taxonomy places the organism in Eukaryota, Fungi, Ascomycota, Eurotiomycetes, Eurotiales, Aspergillaceae. The transcript has 10 exons. Gene Ontology annotation, biological process: DNA-templated transcription; regulation of DNA-templated transcription. The coding region runs from base 1 to 4185 and encodes 1394 amino acids. The record is from RefSeq and is a predicted model, not a curated record.
AUGAGUGGGAAUCACCGUCGUCUUGUACCAGGUCCCUCUCCUUCCGAGGAUGACCCGGAGAACUAUCAUGAACAUGAUGAAAAUGGUAGUCCCCCCGAAGGAAGAGGUACAUGGAAGAAGAGGGUUUCAACUGCUUGUCUGGCUUGUAAGAAGUCGAAGAGGAAGUGCUCCGGCACAUCCCCCUGUGCAAACUGUCAAACCUUCAAAAGAGUCUGCAUCUUCGACGAAUCUCUCGACCAACGUCGACGAGUAGCCGCAAAACGAACAGCAGAUGAACUCUCCUACCACCGCGACCUCCUUUCAGAUCUAUUCAGGCUGGUCCGUGAAGCAAAUGAACAAGACGCCCUUCAUCUGUUGACGAUAAUCCGUCACAAUGCCCCCGCUGACGAAAUCCGCGCCUACAUAAAUGAAACACUCGCUUCACCUACCUCGCCCACAUCGACAUCUACUGUCAAGCAGGAAACUGUCGCAAAGCUAGAAGAUAUGCGCCAGCUCAUCAAUGUCGAGGGUACCAGUCCUACUUUCAGAAGAAAGGUUAUGGAUAUCCAUUACCUGUGUGACUCGGCGCCUUGUGAAGUACCGGCAGCGCCGUGGACGAGGGUUACAACGGAUGCGGAUCUGGUGUCGCAUCUUGUGUCGUUGUAUUUUGCGUGGGAUUGGCCGUUUAGUGCGGUUUUGGAUAAGGAGGUUCCGUUUUUGGUUAAUGCGGUGCUCAGUAAUGCUUGUUACUUCUCUGAUUUCUCCGAGGCGUAUGUCGUGCCUGGUGAUAUCUCUUCGAAAGGAAGUGAUUUUCUUGCUGAGGCUGAGAGGCUGAGAGGUGAGGAGAGUUCGCAGCCUAGUUUAGCUGGGUUGCAGGGGACAUUGUUGAUGUAUGAGAGAUAUGCAAUGUCCCGUGAAGACGAUCUGGGCUAUAUCAUGCUGCAUCAGGCUAUCCGAAUGGGCCAGGCACUGGGUAUAGUCGGCAGCACAGGACCCAGAAUGGCUUCUGGUGAGUUAUCCCACGACAUGGAUAUCUCAUGCAAGCGCACAGCCUGGGGUCUGUUCAACGUCGACACAAUGGUCCACACAUCAUUCUUGCGUCCAAGUCUUAUCGACCAUGUCAACAUAGCUCGUCUCGAUAUCAACCAGCCCGAAGAUGAAGCCCUCUGGCAUCCAUACCCAACCCACCGCGACCCGCGCCCGUCAUUCUUCAGUCAGUAUUUCGACGAAGCAUGCAAUCUGUCGAUAAUAGCGCGUGAUAUAUCGCGCAGCAUGUUCGCAGACCAUAGGAGUAAUCCGGCCCUCGGUCCAAUCUACCGUCAGAGCCGGGAGGAUCUAUACGACCGCAUCCGUCGCUGGCACGAUCUUCUCCCGGAAGACUUUGAUAUGCGAUACAGGCCAGCUCCGCAUAUCAUCUUACUAAAAAUGCGCUACCACGCACUCAUCAUAAACCUCUUCAGUUGUAUCUCGGAAGACGAAGUCCCAUCCAUACAAUUCGAGCCCAAAACACCCGAAAGCCCACCGCGCCAUACCCCGGAGCGAAAAUACAACGCGCGGGAAGUAACUCAAAGCGCGGCGCGUGGUAUCGCGGCAUUAACGCGUCUACAUCGACGCGAAUUCGGGGUUAGUCGCGUGCACCAAUUCGCGAUGUACGCGAUCAAUCUGGCGCUGUUUACGAUGCUUGAACAGGAGUCGUUUGAUGUAUUGGAUGAGGAUUUCCUCACUCUUGCCAGUGCAUUCUCGAUUGUUGCGAGUCGGUCUGCGCUGGGGAGAAAUCUGUUUCAUAUUUUCCGACAGUCGGUGAGGGCGAAAGCGCAGGGGUAUCGGAUUCGGGAGGCGAGUUCUGUACCUGAGGAGUUGAAGGAGUUAUUUGAUGAAGAGUCGAAGGCGAGGGGGUGUAGUCGGUUUGAUGAGUAUGCUGAUGGACUUGAGAAAUUGAAUCAGAAGGAUAAGUAUCAUGGAAUUGGAGAGGGAAGAGGAUUGCAAGAUUAUCCUGGUCUUGGACUUUCUGAUAUGUUGGAUCGAUAUGAAAGUCUUAGUCUUGGUAAGGAUGAUGUUUUGGUUGAAAGUCAUACUUGCUCCUACGAAGAAGUCAAACGUGUGCGCGAUCAGAAACGACUGGGUUCCUUAGUAAAACGAGUUGAUACAUAUGAAGCCUUUCUUCGAGAACUAGAAGCCGAGGUCGACCUUCCCACCGCUCGAAAGAUCAAGAAAGCAUUGAAGUCCAAAAGUGGGAAUCCCCCUAGAAAACAUGACGACUCCGAUUCUUCGACAUCUAUAGGCUCACUCGAUGCUAUCGACCAGGUCGACGAAGAUUUGGAUCGGAACGAGGACACUCGUGCUGCGGGCUUUUUUGGGAAGAAUUCAGACGUCAAUUGGAUUCGCAAACUGGAAAGCGGCGUGGGCAUGAAGAGUCCAUCAGAACAAGUGUCGAAUCCUUUCUAUAUGGAGAGUCACCAUGAUCCAACAUCUAUUCAGCAACAGCAGCAGCUAUUGGAAAGGCAAAUUCCUACUUCUAUGAUGGAUUAUCAUUUAGACGGCAUGGAUAUUCCAUUGAUUGAACCAUGCGAUCUAUUAGCUGUGCCCCCGCGGGAAUUAGCAGACCGAUAUCUUGACGCCUACCUGAUCAAUGUCCAUCCGACAUUCAGCGCAAUUCGGAAGACGACUUUUAUCUCCCAAUAUCAACAGUUUUUCAACAAUGCAUCGACACCACCUCCGAAAUGGCUGGCCAUUUUAAACAUGAUCUUUGCUAUUGGUUGUCGAUACUGCCGACUCAUAGAUAACCCCCAAAGCACCGAGGAAGACCUGAUGUAUCUGACCCGGGCGCGCCAUCUCGGCUUGCACAGCAAUGUGCUGUUCGAGCACACCGAUCUCCAGCAGAUCCAACUUGAACUCCUGGUGGCAGUUUACCUACUUUGCCUAGGCCAAGUCAACCGAGCAUCCAAAUUCUCCAACAUGGCCCUCCGCUCAGCCCUAUCCCUCGGUAUCAACCUCCGCCUAACAGAUGACCGUACCAAAGAUGCCGCCAAAGAAACUCGCGGCCGCCUCUGGUGGUCCAUCUACUCCCUCGAACACCUCCUAGCCUCAAUGACCGGCCGAGCCUCCUGCGUCAGCGAAGGCCUCUGCUCCGUCCCCGCACCCCUCCCUUACGAAGAGGAAUCAUUUAACGAACCCUCCGCCAAACGCCUCCUCCAAGACCCAGCCCUCCGCGAAGCCCAACUCCGCUCCACCCUCUUCGAAUCCCCCAAUCAACACCACUCCCCUUCAUGGAUAACCUCCUGUCCACCCUGUCCAUCCCUCUUCUUCAACUUCCUCGUCGACCUAACCCUCAUAACCCACGCCCUCAUGAACAAAGUCUACAGCAUCGAGGGUCUCCGCAAAGGCCCCAGCCAAGUAGAAUACCACGUCCAAAAGUUCAGUCUUCAAAUGGACCGUUGGCUCUUCAAACUCCCCCCCUUCUACCAAUUCACUAUCCCAAACGCCGGACCCUGGCAUCUAAACCACCAACUAGACGACCUCACCAUCCCAUUCGUUCGCGAACGCGUCUGUCUAGCAAUGAACUACUACUCCUCCCGAAUCACCCUCUGCAGACCAUGUCUAAGUCACAUCCACCAAACCCCACGCCACACAGGCGAAACCCGGGGAAAACUCCGCACCGAAAUGGCCACGAAUUGUCUCCAAGCAUCGUGCGCUCUUAUCUCCAUCCUCCCCACGAAUCCGGAUAUGGCAUGGUUAGCACGCGUCGCGCCUUGGUGGAGUAUCCUCCAUUUCCUCAUGCAGGCCACUACCGCUCUAUUACUAGGUUUGGCAUACUGUUCCGGAGCAAAUAUGUCCAGUCCGGACCGUGUGAAUCCACUCAGUCCUACCCCUUCACCGGGAGGUUAUACACUGCUAGAGACGGAUUUGAGUACGGCUGUUGAGGCGACGAGGAAGGCUUUCGCUUGGAUUCAUACCACUGCUUCUGUGGAUCCGGCGGCGCGGAGGGCGUUUCUGCUUUGUGAUGGGAUUAUUAGGAAGAUUGCGCCUGGGUUGGGGAUUGAUUUGACGGAGUGGCCUGAUGGGAGUUCUUUUGAGGGGUUGAUGGGGGAGAGGGAGAGGUCUAGUGGGAAUUCGAGUGGGAAUGGUGGUAGUAGUGGAAGUAAUGGACAUGAUAGUGGGAUGGAGGCGUUUGAUGAAUUGGUUGAUUUUGAAGGUGGUGUCUUUUAG